AUGACACCCACGUCGCCUGAAUUGACGUCCGGGUGGCCUUCGGAGUUGAGCAGCUCCGACUGCGGGUGCGAGUUCGACCUCUCGGAGGAACCGCAGCAGGAGGCGCUGGACGGCGGUGGCGCGUCCGUGGUCCACGGGCAGCUGGACGGCUGCCAAGCCCCGUCGAGCCGCGCUGGCAACAGCGGCUCGGUCACCGAGAGAGGUGAAAUCUCCGAAGUUGCGGCGGCACCCCGGCAGCACCUGACUCGAGCUCAACGCUUCGUGGCAGUCUACGUUGCGCCUAGGUGGGGCCGCAAGAUGGCCGCGCUCAGAAGGAAGUGCUCCCCGCUUUGGCUGUACACGGGUGCCGCGUGCGCCGCCAUCGUGGUGGCUGCGUCGUUCCUGCUCGCGCCUUCGGCCGCCGACCACGUGGUGGCGCCGCAAUCGGUGGCGCCGCUGCUUCGCUUGGACGGCGGCGUCCGCACGAGGCUCGGGGACGAUGAGCACGCAGCGCAGGGGCGCGGCUCGCGCCUCGGGCCCGAAGGGGUGGUCGCCAGCGCCGACGACAGCGAAAUGCAGCCGCUGGACCACGGGGAAGACUCCUACUGCCAGGCGAAGCUCGUGCAGGAGCCCGAGGAGUCAUGGAACGGGAGCGAGCUGGAGUUCCUCGCUCCGCGGCUGGUUCGCAACGGUUCGCGCGCCGUGCUCUGCUUCUACGACCGGCAUGCCCACCGGCUGCCGCCGCCAUACUCGUACUUCCCCCGACAGAUGGCGCUGCGGUACUGCACGCACGCCGUGUACCACGCGCCGUUCGCGCUGCACGACGGGCGGCUGGCAUAUCGGAACCCGGGAUUCGACAGGAGUGUGUUCUAG
This is a messenger RNA of Dermacentor silvarum, 852 nucleotides long. RefSeq lists its product as uncharacterized. Lineage: Eukaryota; Metazoa; Arthropoda; Arachnida; Ixodida; Ixodidae. Bases 1 to 852 code for a protein of 283 amino acids. The transcript is spliced from 4 exons. The record is from RefSeq and is a predicted model, not a curated record.